Oryctolagus cuniculus (rabbit) is the source of this 907-nucleotide messenger RNA. NCBI's taxonomy places the organism in Eukaryota, Metazoa, Chordata, Mammalia, Lagomorpha, Leporidae. The record is from RefSeq and is a predicted model, not a curated record.
CACUGAGGAUGCCCGGGGCGCCCCGGCAGCUUCGGGCAGGAAGGGAGCCGUGGGGCCCUGCCCGAGCGGGCUCGCGCGGGAGCGUCGUUAGGGCCCGGCGCGGACUGGCAGCCGGCGCCCGGACAGGGACGCGGGGCCCGCGGGGCCUCGGGCGGAGUUUGGGCCUGGUCUGUCCGGGCCGGGGCAGCGCGAGUGCGAUCGGGACGUGCGCCGCGGGGGCCGGCGGCCAGCCCAGGCCUGUGCCCCUGCGGCCCCACCCAGGGCCGCGCCGCAAACUCCGCCCUCGGCCGUCACGCGCUGGCUGCCGGGAGGGGCGGCUCGCCCGAGGCCCGGCUCCGGGAGCCCCGCCGAGGACCUUGCUCGCUGGCGGCUUCGCCCUGCUGGGCGCCCAGGCUUCCGUAGGGACGUGUGCCCCGGCCCGCGCGCCGGUGUAGGCUGCCCCGGCCCCCAGCGAACAACAAGGGAAGAUGUCGGAGUACAUCCGGGUCACGGAAGACGAGAAUGACGAGCCCAUCGAGAUACCGUCCGAGGACGACGGCACCGUGCUGCUGUCCACCGUGACGGCCCAGUUCCCCGGCGCCUGCGGGCUGCGCUACCGGAACCCGGUGUCGCAGUGCAUGCGGGGCGUCCGGCUGGUGGAGGGGAUCCUGCACGCCCCCGACGCCGGCUGGGGGAACCUGGUCUACGUCGUCAACUACCCCAAAGGUGGGUCCCUGCCACCUCGCUGGGGGACCCUGGUCUGUGUUGUGGGCUACCCCAGAGGUGGGGCCCUACCACCCCACCCCGCUGGGGGACCCUGGUCUACGUAGUCACCUACCCCAAAGGUGGUUCCCUGCCACCCCGCUGGGGGACCCUGGUCUACGUAGUCACCUACCCCAGAGGUGGGGUCCUACCACUCCACCCUGCU